UUUAAAGUUUGAUCAAGAAGACUUGUGUUAAGUUCAACCCUCUCUCUCCUUCUCUUCUAAGCUUCACCAUUGCAAAUUUCAACCCUUCUUUCACCAAAACCAGCAUAAUCCAAGAGUGCAAGUGCCCUUCAUCUGCUCACGUGCGUGUCACAGCCCCAACACUCGUUGUUCGCACUUCUCCCUCCCUCCAAAGAUAAGUGCUUCACUUUGAUCACACUCAAGUUCGUAUUGUUUGGGCUGCAUGCACCAAUCCCAUAACCAUGACCAUGGCAAUGGUGAGAGGAACUUCUUCGUGUUCUUUCUUCCGCGGAAUCUUUGCCCAAUUCCGAAACCUCACCUCUGACACCAAAAACCUAGAUGCUAAAGAUUGCAACUUUAUGAUCCAUGAAAUUUGUAGGAUUACUCGAACGAAGCCCCGUUGGGAGGAAACCCUUCUUUCACUCUAUCCAUCUUUCGAUUUUUCUGACCCCUCUUUCUUCCUCCUUUAUCUUAAGCAACAGAACAACGCCUUCCUCUGCCUUCGAUUCUUUCACUGGCUUUGCUCUUCUUGUGCUUUCUCACCUCACCAAUCUUCUUGCAAUGCCCUUUUCCGUAUGCUUGUGGAUGCUGGAGCCUGCCAAGCAGCAAAGUCUUUGCUUGAUUUCUCGGGUUUCGUCCCCGAUCCUUCUUCCUUGGAGAGUUACAUUCAGUGUCUCACUGGGGCUGGGAUGGUUGAAGAUGCGGUUCAUAUGUUAAAAGGGGUUGGCUUUUGCCCCUCGCUUGCAACUUGGAAUUCUUCUCUUUUGGGUUGUUUGAGGGCUGGGAGGACUGAUCUGGUUUGGACAUUGUAUGAACGGAUGAUGGAAUCUGGUGUUUUUGCUAGCAUUAACGUUGAAACUGUUGGAUAUCUCAUAAUGGCGUUCUGUGCAGAAAACAACGCUUUCAGAGGGUAUGAGCUUCUUAGGGAACUUCUGGGAAAUGGCUUGCAUCCUGAUAAUGUUGUUUUUAAUGCACUUAUACGUGGGUUUUGUAAGGAGGGACACUAUGCUAGAGUAUCUGAGAUCCUUCAUAUUAUGAUUGCCAAGAAUUGUAAUCCGGAUAUCUUUACUUAUCAAGAAAUCAUCAAUGGACUCUUGAAGAGGAAGAAUUCUGAGGGUUUCCGGGUUUUUAAUGAUCUCAAGGACAGAGGAUAUUUUCCAGACAGGGUUAUGUACACAACAGUGAUCAAGGGUCUAUGUGAAAUGGGAUCGAUUGGGGAGGCCAGGAAGCUGUGGUUUGAGAUGAUUAAAAAAGGACUUCAGCCAAAUGAAUACACCUAUAAUGUUUUGAUGCAUGGGUAUUGUAAGAUUGGUGAUCUUGUUGAGGCGAGGAAGAUCUUUGAGGAUAUGCGUGGUAGAGGAUACGCAGAAACCACAGUUUGCUAUACCACAAUGAUUUCAGGUUUGUGUCUGCAUGGAAGGACAGAUGAAGCAUUGAGCUUGUUUGAAGAAAUGUUUCAAAAGGGAAUUGUUUGUGAUUUGAUUACAUACAACUCCCUUAUUAAAGGCCUUUGCAAGAAAGGUGAGCUAGUUAAGGCUACGGAACUAUUAAAUGAACUUCUGGCACAUGGUUUAGAGCCAUCAGUUUUCUCUUUCAAUCCUCUUAUAAAAGGGCUUUGUGAAGUGGGAGACACACAGGGCGCAAUAAGGUUGUGGAAAGAUAUGCAUGAUAGGCAUUUGGAACCAACAGCUUGUACACAUGAUUAUAUUAUAACUGGAUUAUGUAAAGAAGGAAAUUGUGUGCAAGGAAAAGAAUGGUUGCUAAACAUGCUGAGUUGGAAGCUGAAACCCCAGGAGCAGACUUUUGAAUACCUGAUUACCUGUCUGUCACAAGAGGAUAGGUUGGAUGAUAUUUUGGUUGUUUUAGAUUUCAUGUUUAGAAUAGGAUAUAGACUUAAAGAAAGCACAAUUCAUUCUCUGGUGAGUAAAUUUAGCAGGGAUAAUUUUCAUCUUCCUGACUUAUGUGUAGAGAAGAUCUUAGAAAAAAAUUGAUGUAACUGAUUUUUGUUUGUAUCUUCUAUUUACUAUCUAUGACCAAUAAAAUGAGGAAUUUUGAGAUUC
This is a messenger RNA of Cajanus cajan (pigeon pea), 2078 nucleotides long. Its product is annotated as Tetratricopeptide repeat (TPR)-like superfamily protein. Gene Ontology annotation, molecular function: protein binding. The record is from RefSeq and is a predicted model, not a curated record. Lineage: Eukaryota; Viridiplantae; Streptophyta; Magnoliopsida; Fabales; Fabaceae.